Molecule: messenger RNA, 1176 nt
Organism: Umbelopsis ramanniana AG
Lineage: Eukaryota; Fungi; Mucoromycota; Umbelopsidomycetes; Umbelopsidales; Umbelopsidaceae
Exons: 3
Coding region: 1-1176 (391 amino acids)
Cellular component (GO): catalytic step 2 spliceosome
Molecular function (GO): protein binding; RNA binding
Source: RefSeq, a predicted model, not a curated record
AUGAGACCAAAUGAACUCCUUUGGAAGAGGGAGAUUGGCCAGAAAUUCUCUGUUACACACUGGCAAGGCUCCACAGUAACACAAGUACCAAUGAUACUCAAAGAAAGUCCGGUGAAUAUUACGGGAAGCGAUAAAGUAUUCAGUUCAUAUUGGCUUAAUGAUGGCGACAUUUUGUUUGGCACCAAAGAUCAAAAGCUGCCAUCGCCUUCUCCUAUAUCAAUUACUCAAAAGCACAACGCCAUAUACUUGAGAGGUAGUCAACGAACGCAGAACUUCUGUCGUGGCAGUAAUCAUCUGCCCAAGAACUCAACGGUUCCCUUAGCUGGAAUUCGAGCCAUUAAUGCCAAUCCAGCCGGCACAUUAAUCGCCGUGGCGAGCAGUAACCCGUAUUCCAUCUACAUACUUGACUUACCAUCACUUUCAUCAAACACCAUACUACAAGGGCAUACCGACGCUAUAUUUUCUGUAGCUUGGAUAGACAACGAAACCGUUAUAAGUGGUUCUAGAGACGGAACGAUGAAAUGCUGGAAAGUAAAUGGAAACAAACAACAAAGUGUACAAGAUCGAUCGAUUGAAAUUCUAGAAGCCUUAUGGAGCACAACUGAAAUUGACAGUCAACGAAUACGCGAUUUAAUAUACCUAGACAUGAAGGCAGUUACACUAUCUUCCAAUGGAUUUCUGGACAUAUGGGAUGUGGAAAAGCAGGCAGCUCAGGUCAACUCCAUUUGCUUGCCUUUUCCUCUGGAAGCUGUUUGCAUGGCUGGAAAUAACCAAAAUGCCACGGUAGCUGUUGGAUCCCAAGCUCAUGUGGCUGUUAUGGAUGCCAGAUCUGGGUCCUCUGUUCACACGUUUCAGUCUGUCAAUGACUACACUGGGGUACGGUCCCUUGAUUACUGCGACUAUAUCAUUACUUCAGGUGGAGGAAUGGGGCAUAUAGGAUGGUACGAUUUGCGAGCGCAAAGAUAUUUGAAGAUAGAUGGACAAGAUUUUCGCAGUGCAAGUGCAGGCUGGUUUGCAGUAGAAAACGACCUUCAAAGUAGUUCAGGGGGAUGGCAUGGAAAUCCAACCAAAGCUAUAUAUACUCUCAAAUACAAUCAUCAGCGCACUAAACUUUUUGCAGCUGGCGGUCCCCUUGAAGCCAACUUCAAAGGUGCUUAUGCAGGAGUAUGGAUGUAA